AUGACCCCCGAGGACACUGCCAGAGCCACACACUUCUUCAUCGACCUGAGCCGCAAAGAGAGCAGGGACCCCAACCGCUUUAAACACAGGAUGGAAACACACCGACUGUAAUUAUAGCCUAUUAUUGCAGCUGGCACUCAACAGCUGAAAAAGUGCUUUUGUGAAGUCAAAGCAGGUGUAGGACUGAGUGAGUUGUUCCUGAAUGGAAGAUAUGUUGCCUCUCUCUGAUACACACUGUGGCACAAACAAACUUGCAUCAGAGAUGUUGCCAUGGAUAUAUGGGCCUCUGAGCCCGUGCUAAUUAGCUGCGCUUCAUAGAGGCCUUGGCCAAAACAAAGCCGCUGAUUUGAUUAGAUGUAUCCUAGUUACAGCAGCUUGGGCUUGAAGAGAAAUAUCAUGCUAAUAAGGCAAAGUUUAUGGAGGGAAAUGGUUGACUUAACAAUUGCAUUUACAUUUGUUUUGAAAUGUAAAUGGAACACACAGCAGCCUGUUUUUAACCUUGCAUCCUGUCCCUGAUGUCAACUCUUUCCUGCUUCGUCCUCCAGGAUGUGCCAACCAAGCUGGUGGCCAAGGCCGUGCCUCUUCCCAUGGCAGUGAGGGGACACUGGUUCCUCAGCCCGCGGACAGAAUACUGUGUCGCUGUCCAAACUGCUGUGCGACAGCCAGACGGCGAGUACCUGGUGUCAGAGUGGAGCCAGGUGGUGGAGUUCUGCACCGGCGACUAUGCCAUGGAACACCUACAGCAGCUUCUUGACAAGGCCAAAGGCUCUGCAGGGAGGCUGCUGAAAUUCUCUGUGUUUUAUCGCAACCAGCACCCAGACUACUUCGACUAUGUCAGAAAGGAGUGUGGAGGCCUGAUGCGUCCUGCCCUAAAAGACUGCAGUGGGAGUCAUGGUUCUCCCAUCAACGGCAAGCUGCAAGGAGUCUUCUUUAGCUGCAACACAGAGUUUGAUACAGGCCUCCCUCCCAAAGACUCCCCGUACGGCCCCCUGCGUUUCCAGAUCCCAGCCGGACACCUGCUGAACCCCAACAUCAGCCUCUACUUUGCAGACUUCUACUGUAUGUACACUGCCUACCACUACGUGGUGCUAGUGCUGGCCCCCGUUGGCUCAGAGGGAGACACCUUCUGCCGCACCCGUCUCCCCAUGCUGGACUUGGCCUCCAACCCCUUCCUGACGUACACCGACCCCCAGAGGCCGGGGGAGGAGCCUCUGUACUGCCACGCCAGUGACGUCAUCCUCGAGGUGCUUUUCACAGAGCCGGUUCACUUGGAUCAGGGCAGCGUGGAGCAGAUCAGCGGGCACCACCAGCUGAAGAGUCUGACCACAGCCAACGCCAAGAAAGACCCGAGCUGCAAGGUGUGCAACAUCAGUGUGGGACGCUGAGGGACAGACUGAUGUAGGGCAGACCUGGGACUGUGUGACAAGUGUUGCACAGUGACAAAACAGUUGAGCCCAUCACGUGUAGGUCAGAACACAGUGGAAACAGCCCACCUCUCAGGGUGUGUGCAUGCUGCUGUCCCCCCCGCCCGCUUGGAUUAGCAUAGUGAAUAUUAAAUAGAAGACUUUUACAAUGUGUAUCGCAGAAAUUCAUCAUGAUCACAGCUGGAAAUAUAGCGAACAUCCAUCCAUGACUGCUGAACAAAACAUAAUUGAAGACAUGAUACGCUUUAAAAGGCUGGAGAAAAUCCCUGCUCUAUAUUUGUUGACUCAUCUGUGUCUUGUGUCUUCUGUGUUUUUCCUUAUGAUGUGUUUAAUUUCAUUUUUUAUUUGCUGGACUACUACGUUGAUGUGAUUUCUUUUAAAGAUAUUUGUGUUUGAUACAACCUGAAAUGCAACGCCAGAAGCAUGUUCCCCCUUUUAAAAGUCUGGUUUUAAACAUUACAGAGGUCGUAACAAAUAUUUGACUAUUUCUACUUCUUGCAAUGCUUUCUCUAUAAAGUCACUGCCAGAUGUUCUUUUUCUUUAAAAACAAGACUUAUUGCCAAAUGUUUAAUAUGAAUGCUACAUUGUAGCUUUGACUAGUUUUCAGCAUCCCUGCCAAAUACUUUAUUGCUUCUUAAAAAUUGUACUGCUUAAUUACACAGACUCUUACUGCAGAAAAACAUGGUGCAAUGUGACAUGGAAAGCAUGCUCAUUCGGUGUGUUGGGGUUUUAGGAGGUAAUGGGGAAGAUGGUAUCACCAAGUUCCCUGCGAUCUAUCUUCUGACAGCAAGCCCUGGCUCUAUAAACAGGGCUGAGCUAAGAUUAGCUUCUCUCUGGCUAUGGGGCUUCUGUCUGUCCGUGCCCAGUAAUCUCUGACCUAUAUGGGAAUCCCAGAAAUGCCCAAAGUGAAAAGGAUCCCCUCCCUGGUGCACAACAAUAAGGCAUGCAGUGGUGAGGACAUGACAGAGAGAGUGUGGACUGAAACACCUGUCUGAUGCUGAAUGUGAAUGAUAACUGGGCAAAGAAAAAAUAAAUGGAACAAAACUGA
Molecule: messenger RNA, 2472 nt
Organism: Dicentrarchus labrax (European seabass)
Lineage: Eukaryota; Metazoa; Chordata; Actinopteri; Moronidae
Gene: phyhip
Product: phytanoyl-CoA hydroxylase-interacting protein
Exons: 4
Coding region: 516-1385 (289 amino acids)
Cellular component (GO): cytoplasm
Molecular function (GO): protein binding
Source: RefSeq, a predicted model, not a curated record